Messenger RNA from Anopheles merus, 3394 nucleotides. RefSeq names its product scavenger receptor class B member 1. The transcript is spliced from 9 exons. The record is from RefSeq and is a predicted model, not a curated record. Gene Ontology annotation, cellular component: cytoplasm; membrane. NCBI's taxonomy places the organism in Eukaryota, Metazoa, Arthropoda, Insecta, Diptera, Culicidae. The coding region runs from base 414 to 2144 and encodes 576 amino acids. Gene Ontology annotation, molecular function: scavenger receptor activity.
CUCUCCAGCGUACAAGAUCUUCUGUUGCAGGGGUUUGUAAUAAAACCACUAUCAGCAAAGAUCUCUACCUCGUUUAACGUGAUGCAAAAGUAAUUUUUGAAUCAUUAUAAAAACUAAUAAAAUUUUCAGAAGCGUUAAUCGUAUGUGCAUUGAUAUAUUGAUAAAAAGUGUAUCCAAUGAUGUUGAAUGUGCUUCAAAUGUAGUCCGUUAUCUAAUGAGUAGAAGUGGUGUUAAGUGAUAGUUGAGUUCAAGUGAAAUGUGUCUUAGACCUUCAUAUAAACUUUGAAAACUGUGUAAAAAAUUGAUCUUAAUUUAUAGUGAAUGUUGAAAGUGAUAAAGUGAAAGGUGCAAAAAAAACAUUGCAAUUGUUAAAUGGUUUAAAUACGACAAUCUCCAUUGGAAAACGAUUCAAAAUGACAACAACGCCAGCAUUCGCGAUCGUCUCAAAAAAAAAACGUGUUGUUAAGCUAUGUUGCCUUGGAGUGUUGUUCUUGACACUAGCGUAUGCAGUCAUUGUGAUAGAUCCCACCGAAGUAAUUGUCGAAGAUAAACUGUCCAUGUAUGAAGGAUCCUAUUUAAACCGCUUGUGGAAGAAGCCACCGUUAGAGGUUUUCAUCAGUAUUUACGUGUUCAAUGUUACCAAUCCGGUGGCCUUCAUGCGGGGCGAGGAGCGCUUACGUGUACAGGAAAUAGGGCCGUACGUAUACCAGGAAUUUUUGGAACACCGCAACUCUACCUUCAACCAGAAUGGUACGCUUAGCUUUGUACCCGUGCGAAGACAGGUGUUUGUACCGGAACGAUCGGUGGGAGAUCCGAAGCAAGAUCGUAUUAUGAUACCGAACAUAGCUUUGUUAGGUGUGUCAAGCGCAGCCUAUCGCAUGUCUACGUUUGCCGCAUUUGCAGUAGCCGCUGCUCUCAAGCCUCUCGGCAUGUCGCCUAUUCUAAACAUUACCACUCAUGAUCUCCUCUGGGGCUACGAUGAUCCUCUGGUAAGGAUUGCUUCAACCUUGCUGCCAGAUAUUAUUCAUUUUCAAAAAUUAGGCGUAUUAGAUCGGAUGUUUGACGAUGGAUUCGAUACGGUCACCAUAAAUUUACCCCAAUCGGUACAUAACCAACGACACGAUGCGGAAAUCGACAUAUUACCUGAAGAUAUCUCGGAUGAUCUGAUCGUAGGCUUAGAAGAAGAAUAUUAUCAUGAUUUAAUAUCGCGUUCAACAACCGAAGAACUGAUCCGUGACUAUUCAAUUGACGUUUGGAAUGGAUCUCCUGGUCUAGCUCAUUGGGGUUAUGUCGCAAAGGAUCAUUGGGAUGCGAAUAGACGAAACACACCAUGUAAUACCUUACAAGGUUCAUAUGAUGGCUCAGUUUUUCCUCGAAACAUUUCUAAAACAGAAGUAUUUAAGGUGUAUCGAAAAGCUUUCUGUCGCACCUUACCGAUAGCAUUCGAACGCGAAGGCGAAGUGGAUGGCAUCAAGGCAUACUGGUUCUCAAUUAAGGAAAAUGCAUUCGAAAGCUCUAUGGAUGAUCCGUACACAUCGUGCUACUGUAAAAACAAUCGAUGUUUACCAAAAGGACUAGGGGAUUUGAGUCCCUGCUGGUACAACAUACCCGUAGCGGUCUCCUUGCCGCAUUUCUACAAAGGGGAUCCAUCUCUUUCGCAAGCGAUUGAUGGGUUAAGCCCAAACAAAGAAAAACAUGACGCUGUUAUCAUUAUGCAACCGCAACUCGGUAUUCCUAUGAAAGCAAACAUUCGUGUACAGAUCAGCCUAUUAACAAACGUAAGCUUCAAUUCAGAGCUAAGACCAUUCCACAAUACUGUGAUUCCGUUGAUAUGGGCUGAAAUGUCUUUAGAAAAGCUCACGCCAGAGUUAAUACUUCUGCUCAACUUACUAUUCGGUAUUGCACCUUAUUUGCAAACAGGAUUCGUUUGCGUACUAGCAUUGCUGGGAGCCUCUUUAAUUGCAACUGCAGCGUUAGUAUUGUUGUGCUCAUCUGAUGCGACUACAUUCGAAUAUGAUCCAAGGAAGUCUAUCAGAUACUCUACUGUAAAUAUAAUCCCAUAUCCGUUGAGAAAAGAAUUAGAUAAAUAUGGAGAAACUGAAGUUAUACGUCGCGAGCCGCUACUUAUAGAAAAUGUCGCAUGAUGUUUUCCAUGAUUUUGAUGUGAUCGUGAAGGCUUACAGCUCUGCGAUUCUAUGUUUAAUACGAAAUAGUUGUGAUGGAAAAGGACUGAAUUUCUAUUCUUAUAGAAUAGAUUACUACCUGCGCCCACGGUUCUAACAAGCGACAGUAACCAAUUCCUCCAUAUGGUUUAAAGGGUUUUGAGUCAAAUAAUGUACUAAUUAAUCUACACGGUGAAAUGAUUCAAAUAGUUAGGGAAAGUUAGCAACGUUGCUAUGGGGGAUUGCAAGCAUAUAGGGGAAUAUAGCCAACUCCCUCUUACUUGAAAGCCGAUGGGAUUGUCAAAUAAGAUGGGGUUUCAAAUUAGAGACCUAAGUAUAUAAAAUAGAGAGGUCGUUGCAGCGCUUGAUUUUGGUCGAACAUUUUCAAAGCUUGUUUUUGACAGUUAUAUUAAAAGGUGAUCACAAACGAUUCCACACAGCCAAACACUGUUUAGGGCCAAUUGUGCAUUUUCUCCACAAAAGUAAGUGUAACUACACAUUUCCUUCUCAUGUACGUGGCAUGAAGUAUUUUUUUAAGUACACAAUUAUGAACAAACAUUGUAAAAAUGACCAAAAAUGCAUUCAGACCACUGCAUGCACAAGAACUAAACCUCAAUGCAUGCUGCGAUGAAACUAUUGAAGCUUUUCCAUCUAGCUGUCAAAGCUUUCCCACGCUUUUUGAUCAUAUGUUCUGGAUGAAUCGACCUCUGUAUUAUAUAGACUUUGUUAGAGAGGUUGAAAGUGAAAGACAAGUUCAUAAAUGCUAGAAAGAGAUAGAAUAUUUAGUAUGCAACCUUGAUUGAUGCUUUAUGAAACUGCGAACACGAUUUCCAAUAAGAGGAUGCAGGUAAUCCCCGAUAUUCGCCAUACUCGAUAUACGCAAAUUCUUUAUACGUGAUAUUCUAAACUUGACAGUUCUUCGAGCAAAUUGUACUGAUUUGACACAUUAAUAGUCAAAUGCAAAUCAAUAGUCCUAUAAAUUUCCUAUCGAUGGAAUUUCAAGAAUCAUUUUAAAAGGUACAAGAUUGUUAUCUUCCGUUAGAAUCACAACAAAUAACUAAUGUAGUGGCUAAAACCAACUACUAAAAAAAAAAUUACACGAAAAUUCUCUAUAGUUUGACUGCAAACUUCGUAAUUCGAUGUACCCGAAUACAGUCAGUAUCCGAUAUACGCUAUCGUACGGGACCGAGCGCAGUAGCGUAACUCGAGUUUUCGCGUAUAGCUGAUUCCUA